Messenger RNA from Thamnophis elegans (Western terrestrial garter snake), 2247 nucleotides. It is a transcript of the gene LOXL4, whose product is annotated as lysyl oxidase like 4. Bases 1 to 2247 code for a protein of 748 amino acids. Gene Ontology annotation, molecular function: copper ion binding; protein-lysine 6-oxidase activity. The record is from RefSeq and is a predicted model, not a curated record. Gene Ontology annotation, cellular component: membrane. Lineage: Eukaryota; Metazoa; Chordata; Lepidosauria; Squamata; Natricidae. Gene Ontology annotation, biological process: peptidyl-lysine oxidation. The transcript is spliced from 14 exons.
AUGCUCCCUCUGCAGGGGUAUCUUCUUACCUUCCUCCUCCUAUGUCUUCAAGUACCUAGCUGGGCAAACCAUCCCAAAAUUAAGCUGCGCUUGGUGGGGCCCAGGAGUCAAGCAGGUGAAGGGCGGCUGGAGGUGCUGUACAAAGGACAGUGGGGCACAGUGUGUGAUGAUGACUUCAACAUCCAUGUGGCAAAUGUGGCCUGCAGAGAGCUGGGCUAUGAUCAGGCCAUAAACUGGGCUCACAGCGCCAAAUAUGGCUCAGGAGAUGGUCCCAUCUGGCUGGACAACAUGCGCUGCUCAGGUACUGAAAGCUCCCUGGUUGAAUGUGCCUCCAAUGGUUGGGGAGUAACUGAUUGUAACCACAAUGAAGAUAGUGGUGUGGUGUGCACAGGGCCCCGUCGACUCAAUUCUGCUGCUUCACAUAUCCAGCUGCAGGGAUCAAAGGUAGAAGAGGUACGGAUCAAGCCGAUACUGGCCCGGGCCAAAUUAAGUUCCCCGGUCACAGAAGGUGCGGUAGAAGUGAAGCUCCAGGGGCGCUGGCGUCAGGUGUGCGAUGCUGGCUGGACUCGAAACAAUACUCGUGUCCUGUGUGGGAUGCUGGGAUUCCCCUAUGAUGGACAGGUGGCCACAGGAUUCUACAGGAAACUCUGGAAUCAGAAACUAAAGGAUCCAAGGUCCAGCCUAAAAAGCCUGAGCAAGAAGAAUACCUUUUGGAUCCAUCAAAUUAAAUGCCUGGGCACUGAGGUUCACUUGGGUGAAUGCAAACUACACGAGCUUCCAAAAGCUCAGAAUCAAAGUGCCUGCCCACGUGGUAUGCAUGCCUUGGUCAGCUGUAUAGCCGGUCCUGAAUUCCAGCCCAAGAAAGCCAAGCUAACCAGCCAUAGCAAGCCUAAGCAGGAACCCCAGGUGCGUCUCCGUGCAGGUGCACACAUAGGUGAAGGGCGUGUGGAAGUGCUAAUUGGUAACCAGUGGGGCACUGUGUGUGAUGAAGGCUGGAAUCUACCUGCUGCCAGUGUGGUGUGUCGGCAGUUAGGUUACGGCACUGCACGAGAAGCUCUUUCAGGAGCACAGUUGGGCCAAGGACUAGGUCCCAUCCAUUUAACAAGAGUGCGGUGCAGGGGACAUGAACGAUCCCUGAUGGACUGCAGGUCCCAAAAAGCAGCUCAGACAGGAUGCCAGCAUGACAAUGAUGUUGCCGUCCGCUGUAAUGUGCCCCAAACUGAUGUCCGACGUCAAAUCCGUCUGGCUGGUGGGCGCACUUCAGAAGAAGGCAUUGUAGAAAUACUGGUGCCCAAAGGAAGUGCCUUCCGCUGGGGUGCUGUGUGUGGGGAACACUGGGGACUCAAGGAGGCCAUGGUUGUUUGUCGACAGAUGGGGCUGGGCUUUGCAAGCCAUGCUCUCCAGGAAACAUGGUACUGGCAGGGGAAUACAGAUGCGUCUGAGGUGGUGUUGAGUGGUGUGCGCUGUAAAGGUACAGAACUGUCUAUCCUUCAAUGUGAGCACCAUGGACCCGUGCAUUGCCCAAAUGGAGGAGGCCGUUUUGUUGCAGGAGUCACCUGCGCCCAGAAUGCUCCAGAUCUCGUAAUGAAUGCCCAGCUGGUAGAGGAGACAGCUUAUCUUGAGGACCGCCCAUUGAACAUGCUGUAUUGUGCCCAUGAGGAAGGCUGCCUUUCUGCCUCUGCUGACCGUAUGAACUGGCCAGAGGGGUAUCGACGUCUGCUGCGCUUCUCCUCUCAGAUCCACAACCUGGGCCGGGCUGACUUCCUUCCCAAAAUUGGCCGUCAUGCAUGGAUAUGGCAUGAAUGCCACAGACAUUUCCACAGCAUUGAAGUUUUCACACACUAUGACUUACUGACACUCAAUGGAUCCAAAGUGGCUGAGGGACACAAGGCCAGUUUCUGUCUGGAGGACACCAACUGCCCAGAAGGAAUGCAGCGGCGUUUUGCCUGUGCUAAUUUUGGAGAGCAGGGUGUCAGUGUAGGCUGCUGGGACACAUACAGACAUGAUAUUGACUGCCAGUGGAUAGAUAUCACUGAUGUGCCCCCUGGAAGUUACAUAUUCCAGGUUAUAGUGAACCCUAAGCACGAGGUAGCAGAGUCCGACUUUUCCAACAAUGCCCUUCGCUGUCAGUGCCAGUAUGAGGGACAUCGCAUUUGGCUGCAUGGAUGCCACACAGGUGAUGAGUAUGGGGCCAGGAUAGAGUGGGAUGAGGAAGCACAACGGAGACUGAGCAGCAACUUUGUCUAA